Messenger RNA from Sphenostylis stenocarpa, 1332 nucleotides. NCBI's taxonomy places the organism in Eukaryota, Viridiplantae, Streptophyta, Magnoliopsida, Fabales, Fabaceae. The record is from the annotation of a GenBank genome assembly.
AUGAUGGAAGCUAGAGUUCAUUUUGGCCACGAUACUAGAAAAUGGAAUCCUAAGGAUGGGGAUCUCCCUUAUCAACUUGGAAAUCUCUCACAGUUGACGUAUCUUGAUCUUAGUGGAAAUUCAUUUUGUGGAGCACUCCCUUACGAGGAUGGGAAUCUUCCUUUGUUGCACACUCUUGGACUUGAAGAUACCGAUAUUCAAUCUCUGUUUCAUUCAUAUUCCAAUUUGCCAACUUCUCUCAUAUUCCUUGAUCUUUCUGUCAAUAUGCUAACAUCCUCAACAUUUCAAUUUUUAUCAAACUUUAGCCUCAAUCUUCAGCAGCUUGAUCUUUCUCGUAAUAACAUUGUUUUGUCAUCUCCUGUCUACGCAAACUUUCCUUCUCUUAAUUCUUUGUCUUCUCUUGUCUUCCUUGAUCUCUCCUUAAAUCUGUUGAAAUCAUCAACUAUAUUUUACUGGCUCUUUAACUCCACUACCAAUCUACGUGUUUACAUUGGGUAUAACCUAUUAGAAGGUGUCAUUCCAGAUGGAUUUGGGAAAGUAAUGAAGUCUCUUGAAGUUCUUGACCUCUAUGAUAACAAACUGCAAGGCGAGAUUCCAUCUUUCUUGGGGAAUAUAUGCACAUUGCAGAGGUUAGGCCUCUCAAACAACAAGUUGAACGGGGAAAUUUCUAGCUUCAUCCAAAAUUCGUCGUGGUGCAACAGACACGUGUUUCGGAGUUUGUUUUUAUCUUAUAACCGGAUUACCGGCAUGCUACCUGCAAGCAUUGGAUUGCUAUCUGAGUUGGAGUAUCUUUCUUUGGAAGGAAAUUAUUUAGAGGGUGAAGUCACUGAAUCCCAUCUCUCGAAUUUUUCCAAAUUAAGAAGUUAUAGUGCCUACAUGUAUGUUUAUAAGCUUUACACAACAUUGAUGUGGAAAGGUGUGGAACGUAGGUUUCCGGAUCCUGAACUCAAUCUUAAGAGCAUCCAUCUCUCAUACAAUAAAUUAACAGGGAAAAUACCAAAGGAGAUUGGAGAUUUGCUCGGGUUAGUUUCUUUAAAUUUAUCAAGAAACAAUUUGAGAGGAGAAAUUCCUUCUGAGUUUGGGAAUUUAAGUUCACUAGACUCCCUUGGCUUAUCAAGAAAUCAUUUCAGUGGGAAAAUUCCUUCUUCUCUUUCUCAAAUUGACGGUAUUAGCAAAUUAGACUUGUCACACAACUCUCUUUCUGGAAGAAUCCCAUCUGGAAGCCAUUUUGAGACCUUUGAAGCCUCAAGUUUUGAAGGAAAUAUUGACCUUUGUGGUGAACAACUUAACAAAAGUUGUCCUGGAGAUGGAGAUGGAGAUGAAGAACAGUAA